Molecule: messenger RNA, 1423 nt
Organism: Ornithodoros turicata
Lineage: Eukaryota; Metazoa; Arthropoda; Arachnida; Ixodida; Argasidae
Exons: 14
Coding region: 71-1384 (437 amino acids)
Biological process (GO): transmembrane transport
Molecular function (GO): transmembrane transporter activity
Source: RefSeq, a predicted model, not a curated record
CGGCAACCGCACAUUCGUACGCGUAAAUUAAGGUUCACCCCUCUGCGCCUCUGGGAUCAACUUCUCCGUUAUGGCACAGUGCCUUGGACCGGUAGCUCUGGACAAAAUGCAAUGGAAGUAUCUCGCACUGCUGGUGCACGCGAAUUUCUGGAUGGCAACUUGCGUUUCAUUACAUCUCCCCCUCUUUUCAACUGAGGAAAUCAAGCAACAGGCGUGCCCAGCUUAUCUGUCCUUCAUAUCAGCAAGUUUUGAGGUUGCUAUCGUUGCUGCUGUACCCUUGAUCUCAUCGCUAGUUGGCCGUGCAGCGUUAAAGAAUCUGCUUGGUGCAGGGAUGCUACUUUCUGGCGUUUCAGCACUGGCGUUUGGCUUCGUCCACAGAAUUCGUGCAGGAGCACCAUUCGUCGUCGUUGCAUUUGUCCUACGAGUUUUGGAGGGAUUUGGUGCUUCUGUCGUCUUGCUGUCGCAAAGCUCAGUGGUUAGCGCUCAUUUUCCGAGAGAGACGCCCGGUGUCAUUGCGCUCCUGGAAGUCUUGUACUGCUUCGGGAUCAUAGUGGCACCUUCGCUUGGAUCUGCUGUACACCAGGUGAUUGGUACGCCUGGUCCAUUUUUACUUCAAGGAUUCUUCAUAGUAACGGGCGGCUUCUACAGCUUGACCUUUCAUAGAAAUGACGAUGGAGAAAAGCUGAACUGUGAAGAAGUACUUCAAGUCACGGAACUGUUUCAUAUUGGUCUGUGUCUGGACUUGUGCCUGGUCAUCGGGGGUCUCGGCGCUGUCGUGUUCCACGUUUUCACCCUGAUGCCUCACUUGAAACGCUACCAAGUUUCCAGAACCGCUGCAAUUAUAUUGCUUGUGGGAAUUGGACUGGUGUACGUGACGUCUGCGCUGUUAUGGAGUCGCCUGCUAGCUUACCUCCAGUGUGCGCCGAAAGCUAUGGCCUUAGUGGGCUGCGUCUGCGCGGCUGUGAGUUUCGCUUUCAUCGGACUGUCGAAAGCCAAUAACUGGAAAAUGACAACAUGUACACUUGCCUCUUUGCUACUUUUUGGUGCCAGUGUGUCCUGCCAGAACAUCUGCGCGUUUUCUUCUGCCAUACGUGAGGCUUUGUCACGGGGUUUUCCUGCGUGUGGCACCACUUACACGCGCCUGUCGGUCGUUUUUGCGAUAGGAUGUGCAGUCGGUGCAUUAUUGGGAUGUGUUUUGGGAACACUCACCUUAGAAGUGAUUGGAUAUCAAGCCGGCACUUUUAUGUUUGUCAUUCUGGAAGCAUGCCAGGCACUGAGUUUAGCUUGCCACCUGUCGUGGACCCGGCUAAAGCAGCAUCGUUUACGAGACAACGAAAGAACCAGAAUUCUUCAGUCAUCGAUCGUCACAAAAGAUCGUCAGUAAAAUAAUUAAGUGAUGAGCAUGUUACCUUUAAUAAACGAG